CCGAACCACCACUCGAGCAAACAUGGCGUCCCCGUGGGGGUCUAGAAUGCUCGUCGACAUAUCCGGCUGUGCCUGAUUUCGUCCUUAACAGCUAGCUGAUGACAACAGCUAUCUCAGCCUUCCUUCUCUCUCUCUCUUUUCCUUGCAGCUCUUCACGGCCAAGACUGGGCUCCUUCGACAUAGUUCACCGAGGCUCGCGAUUUCUUUGUUUGGAGGGCCACCUCGACUCAUGCAUGGUCAACACUGAAACCCCGAGAAAUAUUGCCUCGUGCUGACCUAUCUAUCCUAUUGUCAUUGCACCGUUCCUACCCCCCCACCCUCCUUCUCGACACACCCGCACUGCCCUCGAGACAUGAAGUUCGGAAGAAAUCUCCCCCGUAACCAGGUCCCCGAGUGGGCAGCCUCCUACAUCGACUACAAGGGCCUGAAGAAGCUGGUGAAGGCUGCUGCAUUGGCAGCUCAGAAUGGACAGGAGGCAGUGGACCUUGCAGAGUUCUUCUUCGCUCUGGACCGGAAUCUGGAGGAUGUUGACUCUUUCUACAACAAAAAGUUUGCCGACGCUUGCCGCCGGCUCAAGCUUCUGCAAGACCGAUAUGGCAGUAGUCCGGAUGUCGUCCCCAAUUUGGACCAGGACGAGGUCGAAGAGCUGAUGGGUGCUCUCCUGGAGCUCCGUAGCCAGUUGAGGAAUCUCCAAUGGUUCGGCGAGAUCAACCGCCGGGGCUUCGUAAAGAUCACGAAAAAGCUGGACAAGAAAGUCCCAAACACGACGACGCAGCACCGGUACAUCUCGACCAAGGUCGAUCCGCGGCCGUUCGCCAAGGACACAACUAUUGUUCGCCUGCUCUCCGAAAUCAACAGAUGGCUCUCCGUCCUCGGAGAUGCUCAGAACUUUGAUGAUGCCAUGUCGGAUCGGUCUAGCAGGUCCCUUGGGAGAGCCUCGGCGAAGGCUAUGCUGAGAAUUGCUCCGGCGCUGCUGGAGAAGCUGGAGCAAGCAAUCCGAACUGAUGACGUUCCCUCUUUGAAAGCGGGCUUCGCGGAGGGAAAUCUUGUCCUCCCUGAACCGUCGUCUCAAAGCAUGCUUCUGAAUCUCCUGCAACGAUCCAUAUCCACAAAGUCCCGAGCCGCCCUCGAUUAUCUUCUUGGCAAUAUCGAGACCCUGGAUGAGCCGGGCGAUAUCCACCAGCGGAACUGCAUUCAUAGGCUGGUCAUCCAUAUCGGCCGGACCAAGGCCGCGUCCGCCAACAAGGAUGAAGGGGAGCCUAGCCCGUAUCCAUUUCCCGGGGGCGUCCAGUAUGCCCAGCAUUAUCUGACAGCAGCUACAUCUCCUCUGUGCGGGCCCCGGAAGACGGGCAUCAAGGAACCCAACCUCCUCACUAAAGACGACAAAGUGGUUCAGAUACUCGUUUAUUUGCUGGACAAGCUCCGGCCUGGCCAGAGAAUCGCACUCAGUGCGCGAGACUCGUUCGGUCGACUCCCACUGCACUAUGCUGCCCAGUUCGGCUGCGUCGUCGUAUGCCAGAUAAUAAUGGAAAAGAUGCAACACUGGGGCCAGUUCAACGCAGAAAAUGGCAUCGACGCCCCGGAAUGGCAGGAUAAGGAGGGCUGUGCACCACUCCACCUUAGUGUGAUCGGUGGCCACCCUCUGACUACCAAGGCCCUCCUCCAGGGGGAGAAUUGGCAAGGCGUUAGUGAGACCAAGGCCGAAAUGAGGAGGGCGGUAUCGAAAUCGAGUGCUGUCUUGGCGCUAGCCACGAGGUCCAACUUCAAGCGCAUCGUCGAGAUGCUCGUAGAUGCUGGCGUCGAUAUCAACUGGCAGGACAAGACAGGCGAGACGGCCCUACACGUCGCUGCCAGGUUCGGACAUGACGAGUGCGCGAGAGUGUUGCUGCAGGGCACGGACGAGCAGAAAGCCGACCUCGAGCUGGUGGAGAAGUCAUUUGCCUGGUCCCCACUGCACAUCGCGGCUGUGGAUGGGCAUCUGUCAGUAGCCCAGCUGCUGGUUGAUGCCGGGGCAGAAGUAGACAAGCCGGACUCGUCGGGCUGGACAGCGAGGGAACACGCAGCCCUCCGUGGGCAUCUGCCGAUUGCCCGCUUGCUUGCUGCCCACUCCCUCCCGUCUGACGACGCCACUACUACCAGUGCAAGUUCUGACGACGAGAAGUCGAUGACUAGCACCUCGCCACCUGCAGAAUACUCCUCUCUCGGAGACCGACGCUCUAACGGCUCAACACGGCUUGCAGACCCCGUCAAGUCAUUCGGUCACAGGUACCUCAAGAAUGAGAGCUUGGUGCUUGUCAGUCUCGGGUCCAUGGACAUGAGGAAGACCACCGAGGCUGUCAAGCUGGAUAGGGUGCCCCUCACCGAGGCUCAUGCGACCCAGCUAGACACGGCGCUGUCCGUGGUCGUCUCGGCAAACGGCGCUCGUGGGGAGCCCACAAUCAUCGAUCUCCCGGUCCACGAAAACAUCUCCACGGAGCCUAUAGUUUUCACGACAAACGACGCGACACAGGUCAAACUACUCUUCGAUAUUGUUCCGACGUACUCGGGCAACGAGAAGAACAAGAUCGGUCGUGGGGUGGCCUUGCUGUCGAGUGUACGGCCUAACAUUGGCGCGAAGCGGAUGAACCUGCAGGGCGAUGUCUGCGUGCCUAUCAUGGGGGCAAACUUGGAGGUCAUUGGCACGGUCAACUUCAACUUCCUAGUGAUCACGCCCUUCUCCCACCCAAACAUGGAGGUCACGUCCAGGCAGACCUACUGGAAGAAGCUGACUUCGACCAUGGUCAUCGGCCAUCGCGGGCUGGGAAAGAAUCUGGCCUCGAACAAGUCCCUGCAGCUGGGCGAGAACACGGUUCCGUCAUUCAUUGCAGCAGCCAAUCUUGGCGCGCAGUAUGUGGAAUUCGACGUGCAGCUGACCAAAGACCACGUCCCCGUCAUAUACCAUGACUUCCUCGUCAGCGAGACGGGAUUCGAUGCUCCUGUCCACAUGCUCACGAUGGAGCAGUUCCUGCAUAUCAACCCCGACUCAUCGCGGCCCGAGGCCGCGCACCAGGCGGUUAACAAGCAGGUCCAGCUAACCCGGAGCAACAGCCCUGGACCUCGGCAGCGCUCCAUGUCUAUGGGCUAUUCGGAGACGGACAGGCAGAGACUGGACGAACGUAUGAAGCACACGCGAGACUUUAAGGCCAAGGGAUUCAAAGCCAACUCGAGGGGCAACUUCAUCCAGGCACCCUUCGCGACGCUUGAGGACCUGUUCCGCAAGCUACCACCCUCGGUGGGCUUCAACAUCGAGAUGAAGUAUCCGAUGCUGCACGAGAGCGAGCAGCACGAGAUGGACACAUAUGCCGUCGAGCUGAACUCGUUCUGCGAUACGGUACUGAGCAAGGUGUAUGACCUAGCGGGCGACCGGAACAUCAUCUUCAGCUCGUUCAACCCGGACAUUUGCCUGUGUCUCAGUUUCAAGCAACCGAGCAUCCCGAUCAUGUUCCUGACUGAUGCGGGCAGUUGUGCUGUGGGUGACAUCCGAGCCUCCAGCCUGCAGGAGGCUAUCAGGUUCGCGAGUAGGUGGAAUUUGCUGGGCAUUGUGAGCUAUGCAGAGCCCUUUGUCAACAGUCCCCGGCUGGUGAAGGUGGUGAAGCAGAGCGGGCUGGUAUGUGUCAGUUAUGGGACGCAGAACAACGACCCGAUCAUGGUCCAGCGCCAAGUUAAAGAGGGAAUCGAUGCAGUUAUCGUUGACAGUGUUCUGGCGAUCCGGAAAGGGUUGACCCAAGACCCGGAAAAGGCCGAAACGGCGGCCUCACCUGCGGUUGUGCCAGUGGCAGGACCAAUGCAGGAUGCAAAGGAGCCUACUAUAGAAGAGGGAGUCGAGCUUGCUUAGGGCAUCGAAUGCGUAAUAGACCAUCAACUGGUUUGAUAUGGGGCAUGGUGCGAUUUACGAUGUUUGGUUAGGUACAGCACCCGUUGGGUAUAACAGCACCAACGUUGGAAGCGUCCGUCAUGACGAUACGAACAGCAUAUUAGACGAGGGAAGGGAUGCGAAGCAGGAGAGGGGGCAGGCAGUCUUCAACACGACACAGAGAGACUCGCUGUACAGACAUUGUAUUCAUUGAAAAAAAAAAAAGUAGUUUUGGGCAUUUUCGAGGGCCUUAGCCGGUGCCUUGACUUUCGCAACUCACCUCAUGGCCGAGUAUCCGUACACGUAUAUUGAUGUAUAUAAUAUAAAACAGUGGUCUUUGCAACCUUCCUCAAUGGCCUUGAGGGCUGUCUGG
This is a messenger RNA of Phialemonium atrogriseum, 4265 nucleotides long. RefSeq names its product putative glycerophosphodiester phosphodiesterase. The transcript has 4 exons. Gene Ontology annotation, molecular function: glycerophosphocholine phosphodiesterase activity; protein binding. Bases 353 to 3874 code for a protein of 1173 amino acids. Gene Ontology annotation, biological process: glycerophospholipid catabolic process. The record is from RefSeq and is a predicted model, not a curated record. NCBI's taxonomy places the organism in Eukaryota, Fungi, Ascomycota, Sordariomycetes, Cephalothecales, Cephalothecaceae.